Molecule: messenger RNA, 970 nt
Organism: Elaeis guineensis (African oil palm)
Lineage: Eukaryota; Viridiplantae; Streptophyta; Magnoliopsida; Arecales; Arecaceae
Source: RefSeq, a predicted model, not a curated record
CCCAUCACUAAACAACAAUAUCCAACCCUCCUCGUUGAACAAUGCCGAGGAAGUCAUCGAUAUAAAAGACACCCUUGCCACCGGUUUCCCCUCUUCCCUUUUCUUCAAUUCAUUGUUUCUGCACACAAAGUUAAGCAGAAACCAUGAGCAUCCAACACAAGGAGCAGCAGAUUACGCAAAGAAAGAUAUCGAACAGUCAACCAUCAUCUCCCAACCAGAGAUCUCCAGUAGUGGGGAGGAAGUCUCAACGGCACGAUGGAUGCUGCAGGAUCUUUGCCAUGUUAAUCUCUGUGCUCUCAGAGACACAGCAGCCAUCCAAGGCAAGUCUUCAGCAACAGGUUGGUGAACUCAGAGAGGAGCUUCAACGUCAGAGAGAACUCAAGGACACAUACAAAGCUCGUAUGGAGAGGAUGCAGGACUAUGUCAGGUUCUGCUUAGACAUUGCACAGCAGAAUGGAUUCCUGCACCACAUAUCCAACAACCAGCAACCCCCUCAUCCCACAGAAUUCAAUCAUGAAACAACCUCAAAACCAGUUGAUAGGAUGACCGGUGAUCCUCAUUUAGCGGCCAUUAGGGAUCAAGCAAAGAUCAAUGGAUGGUUUAUUGAGCCCCAUGAGGUGAGCAUAUGUAUUUUUCUCUUUCAAUCUUGUUAUCAUUCUUAUGUAAUACCUACUGCAGAGUUGUACCCCACUAUAACUCCUCCAUUUGCAACGGUUGCCACCACAAGACUUCAUAGCAUGUGAAGAAAGGAUGCUAAUACACAGGCAUCCCUGUAGAUAUAAUCAUGUCUAAAAAUCAUUAGGAGCAUUCUCAGUGACAUCGCACAAGAAAUUGCAGCUUAUAUUCACUUUUCACCAGAAGAAAAGCUUAUUACAGAUAAAUAGGUUCUAACAAGAGGACCAAGAUAUGAAUCAGACAGAAACAAUGAAACUUAACUGCAAGCCCAACAACAUGAGUUUUUUUAUUAAUU